Colossoma macropomum (tambaqui) is the source of this 1105-nucleotide messenger RNA. RefSeq lists its product as uncharacterized. The transcript has 5 exons. Lineage: Eukaryota; Metazoa; Chordata; Actinopteri; Characiformes; Serrasalmidae. The record is from RefSeq and is a predicted model, not a curated record. Bases 173 to 1105 code for a protein of 310 amino acids.
CAAUUGCAUAGCAUCUCUUCACUUGUGUACCAACUCUUGUGAUUUGUACAAUUGUAUCAUAUAUUUACAGAGGACUAGGAAGGACACAAUUGCAGAGAGCAGUGCUCAAGAGAACUGUCAGCCAUUGCAGUCUCGACCCGCUCUGUCUGCUUGUUCCUCAGCAAGUGAUAAGAUGAGAAAUUCCAAUCCUGAGAAGACUGCCUGGGUCACCCCUAUGUCUCGUCAGUCAGAGCCUCUGAAGGAUCACAGCAACGACAGCAGUUCUGGGCAGAGUUCUUCAUUAGAAGACACUGAUGAAGAGGAUGUGCAUGUACCUAGAUUAAGAAGGACUAGAAGUGUUAUAAUGAGAGGGUUUGUUCCUGAAGAUUCAGAUGAGCUGUUUGAUUCUACUCCAGAUAGUGGAAAGGAGUACAUCCCUAACUCUAGAGAUGAAAGGAACGAAAGUAGUUCAGAGAGUAGUACCUCCCUAAAACCAGUGAAACGGAGCCAUCUGUCUUCCACAGAUGAAGCUAUCCCCUCUAAUCUUGUCCCUCAUAGCACAUCUUCAGGUGUCAUGGGUGUUACAGAGAGAAGCAACCUUGAAGUUAUGGAUCUAAAUAAAUGGCCCAGCAAAAGUCCUCCAGUGAUAGAGAGUGAUGGAGUCUGCAGCAAUUCUGAGCUUGUGCAACAAGAAGGGGCAGUAGUAGUCAAUGCAGUCAGAAGAAAAUGUGAUGGUCGUAGAGCAUAUGACAAGAAACAUUACUGUCUGUUUUGUUUGAAACCUUUUAGCAAGAUGGCAAGACAUCUGCAGUAUGUCCAUUCCAGUGAAAAAGAAGUGGCUAUAGCAUGCAGUUUUCCAAAGGGUUCUAAACAGAGAAAAAUGCAUUUGGAUAAUUUACGUCACAGAGGGAACUUCGUCCAUAAUGCUUCUGUAAUUAAAACGGGCAAGGGUGAACUGGUUCCAUGCAAACGACCACCAAAGAAAGCACAAGGCACUGAUUUUAUGCAUUGUGCAUAUUGCCAAGGGUUAUUCACCAGGAACGUUCUUUGGCGACACGUGAAGAUGAAAUCACAGCUGCUGUCAGAAAUGAUAGCUGCAUCAUUCAGCUGGGGGAACAUUUGUUGA